AUGAACUAAUAAAUUACCUAGCAGUAAUUCACAGUCAAGAGAAUAGAGUCCUUGGAUGAAUUAGAUAUGGCGAUGAAAAUGAGAACAAAAGUAAUUCAGACAAAUCAGAUAUUCAAAAAGUUUUCUUUUGAUUAAAUAUACUCUGGAGAGGAAUAACGAGCUACUUAAAAAAUUAUCUAAGAGGGAUUUGGAUAUUGUGCUCUAAAUGAAUUUGGUGAAAUAGUUUCGGUUGUACUAUCUUUUGAUUUGACAUUUGAACCUUAUUAAAACCCUGAUUAGUUGACUCCACCUCAGUUGUCUCUAUAUAAAGCUAGAAAUUAGGCGUUAGCAAUUUUAAAUCCUGAAUAAAAGGGUCAAGCGUAUUGGGUAGGUUACUCAGCUACAAAGGAAGAGUGCAGAAGACAAGGGCUGCAAUGGAAAAUGAUUUUAACAGCUUGCUAAGAAGGACACAGAAGAGGUAUUCAAUUUGCAGCUAUUCAUAUCAUCAGUUUUGAGAGUCAUUCUAUGGCUAAAGCGUUUGGAAUGCAUGUUUUUGGCUAUUCAGAAGCAAGUGAUCCCACAGAUAAGAGACAAUAUUUUAUGGGUGAUGGAGAGUUCACUAAGGAAAUGGGAAUCAACGCAGUCGCUAUAAUAGAAGUCAGAAAAUUAUAAGAAUUAGUUUAUUCUUCAAAGUUAUGA
Messenger RNA from Stylonychia lemnae, 678 nucleotides. NCBI's taxonomy places the organism in Eukaryota, Ciliophora, Spirotrichea, Sporadotrichida, Oxytrichidae. The record is from the annotation of a GenBank genome assembly.